CACAAUUAAUUUGUUUACUUUUUCAAUUUUCCCCCAUUUUUAUUUAAUCUACAUUUAUUAGAAUAUAGCAAAGAGAACUUUUUUGUGUAUUAUUAUAUUUUUUGAUCAAAAGCAAAUAUUAUUUUUGGAAUUAUGGAUUUAUUCUGUAUGGUUAAAGUUUUGUUUCACUUGUGAUAUUCAGUCAUUCCUGUCAAACGUGGAUCUGUUUAGAUGAGGAUAAACUCACCUCUUUGAGAUGAUUCCACUUUCAAAGAUAAGCUCCUCCUCUGGCAACACACAGGAGGGAAGUGAACAGUUGUGUUCAGUCAGAAUGCAUGGUUUUCUUGCACUCUUUUGUAAAUCUAUCAGUUUUGGCUUUGCAGCUUUCGGUCAUCAUGAGGACACUACCUGCUGGGAAGUCGCUUCUUAAAGGUAAUAUUCAUUUCUUUACAUACUGUGCUCCUGUUGUCUUAAAACAAGCCGUCCUGAACUGUUUACAAAUUAAAUAUUUUUCCAAAUUUCCACAUUUUCCAAAUUUUAUGUUUGUUCUAAUCUGUCAACACCAUUACAGAAGUUUUAUCCUCAACAAUCACAUUAAAAUAUGGACGUUACAAGCAAGAACCCUUAAUAGUGAGGACAGAUUCUUGAAAUCAUUACAGUUUGAAAACAUUCAGUUGGUCAAAAUGAACUCAAAACAGAACAGUAUUUGUUACCUGAAUAAAGCAAAUCAAGCUAUGUUAAGGUUUUAGUCAUUUUUGAGGUUCUCAUCCAUGGAGCUUGUAGGUUCAUGGGUAAUUUCUGCCUGUGUUUCCAUGUGUGCUGCCACAGAUCAUCCUUUCUAUGAUGCUCCACAGGUUCUCAGUAGACUUGAGGUCAGGGCAGGACGCUGUUGAUGUUUUUAUCUUCUCCAUCCGAGGAGCCGGUACAUUUCUGUGCAGCGUAGCAUGUUGUGUUCUCCUGCUGAAGCCACAAUUUGUACUGUGUCUCACAAUUUUCAGUGAAGAACUCUUCGUAUCGCCCUAAUUUUGAGAUUUUUAGUGUCCUAGGGAUGGUGUUUUUUUGUUGGAACUGUGACCAUUCACCAACCAUUUAGACCUCCAUCCGGUACAGCGCAGCCUUCUCUGGUCAAUAAACCAGUUUAGAAGUUAUUUCUUUGCCUGUUUCUGCUCCAUCUGCAAACCUUUUUGUUUGUGAGCUUUGGUUAGGGGGUCUAAAGUGCCUGCACAACGACUAGGCUCCGGUGGAUCCUGCAGUAAGAAGUUAAUGGGACUCUAGCAGCUUUUUUAUUAUCUGUUUCUUUUUAAAUAUCUGUCCUAAUGCUGUUCAUUUGUCUGAUGGAAACUUUCUUUCAGUUUCAUAACAUAUGAGUGGCUUUAAUGCAUCUUUCAACACAUGGCACUGUUCUGUACUUCAGAUUUUUUUUGUUUUUUCCUUCCCACACUGAAUGAGAACUGUUUCUUUUUAUUGGUUGACCAGCCAAACUCAUAACAAAAACUUGUCUGAGAUUGAUACCAGUUCUUUAGAAAGAUAAGAGAAAUACAACUAUGAAAAAAUUUCAUGGAAAAACAAAAUGCUUAUUUCACUGAAAUGUCUACUUCUUGUUUGUAACCUAACAUGUCUGUCAUCAUCCUGUUGGUUUUAGGAUGUGACUCCAUCCGUCAGUGUGGACAUUUAGGAAGCAAUGAACUCAUCAUUUUUCAUUCCACGUUCUGAAUGUUUGCUUUGUUGCGUCAAAGUGAAGGCGUUCCCCUCGCGUCCCAGUUUUACUGGUUCUUCCACUCUGAGAUGAACUAAUUGGUUGACACAAACAAUCUCAUGGAGUCUUUCGUUCUUACUACAAAUAUCUUCCCUGAUGUUUGGUGAUGCUGUUGUAGACUGCUGUUCCUCCAUGUUGUUUUGUGAUACCCAGGUCUCAUUAAUUCCUGACACACUUGUACAAACACCAAAACACAAACUGGAUGUAACUAUUUGUUUUGUUGUCGGUGUGUAUUCAGGUGAUUGUUCCCCAGCAGGUACGCAGCACAGCUCAGUUUGUCCCGGUAGUCCUACGAUAUGAUUAUUCGACUUCUGCACACCUCCACGAUGUUAUUGUCACCUGGAGCUACAAAUCCUUCUGCAAGGAGACGGAGAACAGCUCAGUGUCAAACCAGCCUGCACCAGACUUCAGACAGGACACAGUAAAAGACUGUGCCGAUGAUGAGCGUAAAGCACAGCACUCCAAACUGCUCCCAAAUGAGCCCCUGAUGCUGCUCUGAAGAAAAACAAAGCGGACCCGAACGCCUUAAAGUCACAACAUCUUGAGCACAGAAGUGAAUCACACAGGGCAUUAAAUACUAAAUCUCUGUGUGUUUGUACAGAGGCAGACCUGCUGAUCGCUGAUGUGAUGUGGACAGACGCUGGGACGGAUUUCUGCUCCGUUCAUGCUGCUGGAGACGCCACUGGAGACAAAAGCAAAGAAGCCAGACUUGUUCUCGGCCAAAAGAAAGUAAACCAGGACCAUCCUGGCCAGCAGGAGACUGCUGCUGAGUUCUAGUUUGCUCUCAUUCAUUUUAGUUUGACAAGUUACCUGCAUUGAAUAAGCUCAGUGAGUGAAUAGAAGGAAGUGGAGGAGGAUGGGUGUUACCUGAGGAGUCUAGGAGAGAGAGAACAACACACACCCAUAAGAAACAUGCAGAACGCUACAGCAGGGAGCAGGAGGUUGAUAAAUACAGAAAUAUUGCACUCAGGUUCAGUAUUUUGUCUACGCAGUGCAUUUUAUGAUGGAAUAUUUUGGAAGUAAACCAUAUAAUUCUACAAGUUUUCAUAAGGAAAACUGAAAUAAAACCUUAACCUCAUAUGAAGUGAUAUCAACAUGAAAAUGAAAGACACACCAAUUCCUAACGGUUUUUUAAAAAACUGCAAAAAAAAGGGAAAAAGGGGGACGCUGCACUGAUGAGGGAGCUGGUGUCAAAUCUGCACUAACACACAUUUGCACUCUUUUGAUAGGAUGCCUUUUAAUUUUAAUGUGUGAAAACUAAUCAGCUAAAUUAAUGACACGUCAGUUUUUGUAUUUCCCAGUAAAUUAAAAUCUGAUCAAAAUUUGUAUAUUUAUUUUUUUUAAGAUUUAGUAGCAACUUGGCCUUAAAAUAUUUUUGUACUUCAGUAUAAUGUUUUGCCACUAAUCUGCCUAUUUAUGUUUGUCAUGUGUGAGCUGUGUGAAAUACUCCUAUGAAACAUCUAUCACUAGCAUUUUAAUUUGAUGCUAAUUUGAAGUUUGGAUUUAUUUUAAGCUGUGAAGCUGCCAGAGGUGACAGGUGUUUAAUUAAUUUCACAGUUUCAUGAAUGUAAAAAUGCAGACUUUUUAAAAUGUAUUAGUUUGAAUGCAAAGCAGCAGUGAAGGGACAGAUUUAAAGAAAUCCAUACAGGCAGGUUUUGUGCUAUAAUCACUGCUGUUUCCACAUCCAGGACCACAGUGGAAAUAAGUCCUGGAUUUUAUUGUGUUAAUUUGUGCAACGUCAGCUCAUCUUUUUUAUUAAGUCAUCUCAAUGAAACUUCAGGAGGACACUUCUACAUUUGCAGCAGAGCUUUGGGACAAUCAAUAUAUCCUUUUUAAAACCCACUUGCAUCAUUUUUUUUAGAUAUAUGUGACACAUUUUGGCUCUUUGAAAAUGCAUGAAUGAAGUCUACUGCUCCCAAUGAAAAAAAAAUGUUCACAGUUUGAGUUAAAUGAGGAUUUUACCUUGUAUGAUUCCACUCAAGUGAAAUCCAGAUGACUGGGAAUUUACUGCCACCCACUGACGUGCUGCUGCAUCUUUCGCCCUCGCGGUUAUAAAGAUCUCAAUGAUACGAACCCAUUAGCAAUGAAGAAUAUAAUCCCAAUGAACAAAGCGAGUGUAAAUUUUGCUCCUAAAGCUGUUUUCCUAAAAAAAAAAAAAAAAAAGUCAGACUCCGAAACCAUGGAGGAUCAGUCAGCCAAGACAAACUUAUGGACCAAAAGAAGAAGAAAUAAAAAGUUCUGGUACGCAAAGCUUUUUCUGUUUAUUUUUUUUCUCGAAUCUUUAUUUUUGGUGGGAUAUUGGAUCAUUUUAAAUGUUUUCGAAAAGAAAUGGAGGCAUUUAGUGAGACAAAUCACUAUUUUGGUCGAAAUGUUAUCAACCAAGAACUGUGGAAUAUUUUUUAGGUGACUUUCUGAAUUUUAAAAAACUUUCCUUAUUCCUAGGAUGACAUCAACAGCUGAAACCAAGUUCCUUGUACGUUGUUUCGGGGCGUGGCCUCAGAUGAGUCUGUCUGCGCAUCAGGCAGCAGCUUUUGCUCAUCAUGCGGAGACUAACAGCAGCACUAGUUCUCCUGUCGUCGCUUCUGAAAGUGUCGCUGUGUAUUCAGGUGAUUGUCCCUCAGCAGGAGCGCAGCACGGCUCUGUUCGCCUCAGUGAUCCUCCGCUGCGACUUCUCCACCUCGGCAAACCUCCAAGAUGUUCUCGUCACUUGGAGGUUCAAGUCCUUCUGCAGGGACCCGGUCCUGGAGUACUACUCCACCGCGUACCAGUCUGCACUGCAGUUAGGACAAGACCCAUCGAAUGACUGUCCAGACCGUCAGCGGACAGUUCGAACUGUAGUCCAGAAGAGAGGAAGCAGCGAGCCGAUACUGGGAGCAGAAUACAGAGAGCGCAGGAUCACCAUCCAAAACAAGGCAGACUUGGUGAUCAAUGAGGUGAUGUGGUGGGACAACGGAGUUUACUUCUGCGCUGUUGAUGCUCCUGGAGAUACGACCGGAGAUGCCGACAAAGAAGUCAAACUCAUCGUCUACCAUUGGCUGACGGUGUUGUUCAUCAUCAUCGGUGCCCUCCUCCUCAUCAUGCUCUUCUGUAUCUGCUGCUGCCAGUGCUGCCCUCAGAAAUGCUGCUGCUACGUUCGCUGUCCCUGCUGCCCACAGCAGUGUUGCUGUCCUGAAAAAGCGGUGAUGCAGCAUCGUAUGAUGAAGGAGGCUCAGAGGGCCAUGGCUCCCUGGAUGGGAGGACAGCCGGUGUACGGACCGAUGAGCCACGCCUCCUCCCAGAUAAACCCGCUGCUCUACGCAGGAUCUGUUUCAGGGAAGAGCAUCCCUCUGAAGCCAAUGCCCCUCCCUCCUCCUCAGUCUUCAGCUUACAGCAUGCCCCCUCCCAGUGUCCAUGGUAACCACACCCCUGCCAACACCAAUCAGAUGCUUGAUUACCUGGAGAGCCAGGUGAGGGGGAUGGAUGUGAACAGCCCUCUGCUGCAGUCCCAGCCACCUCCACCCCCUCACAUGCAGCAGAUACCCCCUCCUGUCCAGCAUGUCCCCGUCAACGUCCCAUUCUCCCCCGGCCCUCCCAGCAUGCUCUCUGCCCUCGACGAUGGCCCAGCGGAGCGUCGCGUCAUCACGCUGCCACCAAUAAGGGAGCAGCAGCUGGGCAGAAUUCCACCUCCUGCACCCAAGACUCGUCCACCGAGCUCCAGUGAGAGCAGCCGCAGUGGGUUCGGCCGCCGUGACGAGCGAGGAGGAUCGUCAGGGAGACGUUACCCCUCACCUCCCAGAUCCAGAGGUCUCCCCCACAGCUACAGCGAGGAGUCACUGGACGGCCGGGGUCGCAGCAGGUCAAGAGGAGGCGCUGACCACCCUCGAUCUCGCUCCAGGGAUGACCUGUUCGACAGCAGGUCCAGGGGAAACUACUCAAGGAGAGGAUCCUGGAGCUCGGAUGAUGAGGCCAGCAGCCGGAGAGGAGGAGGAGGAGGAGGAGGAAGGAGAGGAGGUGGAGGCUGGGUGGACAAACCUCCCAGCUACACUGAGUACGAGCCUGGACAGAAACCAGGAGCACGGAGGAAUGAACGCUACUCUGACAGGAGUUCUCGCAGUGGCACCAGCGUCGUCAUCUGAACCCUCCGCCUGCCCUCUGACCUCUGUUUCACAGAACUAGCCUCGUUGUCUGGCUACUGGUAAACCUGCAAAGGCAGCCAUUUUUAAAUAUUAACAUGAAUAAUGCACCAGCUUUUUUUAUUACCUUUUCUUAGGUGAAAAGCUCAUGGAAGGAUUUAGGAAAUGUGAGAUUGGAAGAUUCAGAAAUUUGGAAUAAUUCUCCCAAAGUUUGCAGAAGGAAAGACAAAGGAUUCCUAUAAUAGUUCUGUCUUUCAAAUGUUUUUUUUUUU
Acanthochromis polyacanthus (spiny chromis) is the source of this 6119-nucleotide messenger RNA. RefSeq names its product immunoglobulin-like domain containing receptor 1a (gene ildr1a). Bases 4276 to 5850 code for a protein of 524 amino acids. Gene Ontology annotation, cellular component: plasma membrane. The transcript has 11 exons. The record is from RefSeq and is a predicted model, not a curated record. NCBI's taxonomy places the organism in Eukaryota, Metazoa, Chordata, Actinopteri, Pomacentridae. Gene Ontology annotation, molecular function: high-density lipoprotein particle receptor activity.